This is a messenger RNA of Fimicolochytrium jonesii, 2316 nucleotides long. Its product is annotated as Cullin. Gene Ontology annotation, molecular function: ubiquitin protein ligase binding. The transcript has 8 exons. The coding region runs from base 365 to 2218 and encodes 617 amino acids. The record is from RefSeq and is a predicted model, not a curated record. Gene Ontology annotation, cellular component: Cul3-RING ubiquitin ligase complex. Lineage: Eukaryota; Fungi; Chytridiomycota; Chytridiomycetes; Spizellomycetales; Powellomycetaceae. Gene Ontology annotation, biological process: ubiquitin-dependent protein catabolic process; protein ubiquitination.
UCAUCACCGAUCAUUUGGAGCAAGUCGCCGUAGAUCAGGUCGUGCCCUCUUCCCGCAGUCGGCGCCAGGUGGCGGGAUGACGGGGGCUACGGAGUUCUUGAAGGAGAUCCGCAACGUGUGGGACGACCAUACGACGUGUUUGAAGAUGAUUAGGGAUAUCCUGCGGUAUAUGGAUACGGUCUAUGUGAAGCAGCUGAUCUGUUGACGGUGUACGAUUCGGGCAUCGACCUGUUCGGGACGUCAUUACACGGUCGGGGAAGCAUCCGAUACAGACGCAUUUGAUCAAUUCGUUUGUUGUACCAUAUCCUGCUGGAACGGGAUGGGGAGGUUGUGGAUAGGCUGGUUGUGAAGAGCGUGACGAGAUAUGUUGGUUAGUUUGACGUCGGCGAAAGACGUCACACGAACUGGCCACGAGCCCACAGUCUACGAAACGGAUUUCGAGGUCCAGUUCCUGCAAACCAGCAAUGACUUUUACAGUCUGGAGAGUGGAAUGUCGUUGCACGAGUGCAAUGCGACGGAGUAUCUCAAAAGGGCCGAGCGACGAUUGAUCGAGGAAGAGCAAAGGAUCGAUAAUUACCUCACCCCGGCAACGGAGCCGAAGAUACGGCGGGUGGUGGAGAAGCAGCUGCUGGAGAAUCAUGUCAAGACAAUCAUCGAGAUGGAGAACUCGGGAAUGGUCUCGAUGAUGGAAGACGACAAACUAGACGACUUACGGCGCAUGUACAAGCUCCUCGGGCGGGUCCCUAAUGGGCACAUCCAGAUGCGCCAAACACUCUCUCAGUUUAUGGAAGAUCACGUUGCCGAAAUCAACCAAACCGUCGGCGGAAUCGACGCAUCCCAACCGAGCCGAAUGAGCAAAUCGGCCAGCGCGUCGAGUAUCCCCUCCGCCGCCGCCGCCGCCGCCGAUACGGAAAAGGCGGGCGCGCAGAAAGCGGACCCGCUGAAAUGGGUGGAGCAGGUGUUGGCGUUGAAAGAGAAAGUGGACGCGUAUUUUGAGCAUUCGUUUGCGAACGAUUCGAAUUUUGAGACGGAGAUGAAUAAUGCGCUGGAGCGGUCGCUGAAUAGGAAUAGAAAGGCGCCGGAGUUUGUCAGCUUGUUUAUUGAUGAGAAUUUGAAGAAGGGGUUGAAGGGGAAAUCGGAGGAGGAAGUGGACGCAUUGCUGGAUCGGACUGUUACCAUCUUCCGCUUCGUGCAGGAGAAAGACAUCUUUGAACGGUACUACAAGCAGCACUUGGCGAAGCGGUUAUUGUUUGGGAAGAGUAUUAGCGAGGAUGUGGAGAAGAAUAUGAUAUCCAAGUUGAAGACCGAAUGCGGCUACCAAUUCACACAAAAAUGGGAAGGCAUGUUCAACGACAUGCGGACGUCCACGGACAUGAUGGUCGACUUCCACAACCACCUCGCAACCGCCGUCACAGCCCCGAAAGACAUGGUCAACCUCAAUAUCAGCAUCCUCACAUCCAGCUACUGGCCGAUGACCGGCAUCGGCGCCGAUCAAGUCUGCCACUUUCCCCCCGAAGUCGCCGCCUGCCAACAACAUUUCGACAAAUAUUACCACUCCCGCCACUCGGGCCGCCGGCUCACGUGGUCGAGCCAAUUGGGCACGGCGGAUAUCAAGGCAUCGUUCAAAAAAGGGAAUAAGGAGUUCAACGUUUCGACGUACGGCAUGCUUGUCCUUGUCGGCGUCUUCAACGACGUGGCGGACGGCGAGGCAGUGUCGUACCAGACCAUCAGCGACAAGAGCGGGAUACCCGAACAAGAUCUCAAGCGCACACUCCAAAGCCUCGCUCUGGGCAAACACAAGAUUCUCCUCAAGAGCACGAAAGGACCCGCAGUCAACCCCACCGACACCUUUAAAGUCAACACGGAGUUUACAUCCCCCAUGUACAAAUUCAAAAUCCAGCAAGUCGCCGGGUCCACGAAAUCCUCCCACGGUGCUGCCAUUUCUGGCAAUUCAAUGGAAACCGACGCAGAACGCACCGAAACGAUGGAAAAGAUCGAAGAGGCGCGCAAACACCAGAUAGAGGCGUGUAUCGUGCGCAUCAUGAAGGCGCGCAAGAAGCUGGACCAUAAUAAUCUCGUCGCCGAGGUGAUCAAGCAGACGACGAGCCGGUUUGUGCCGGAGCCCGCGAUUGUGAAGCGGAGGAUCGAGGGGUUGAUUGAGAGGGAGUAUUUGGAGAGGGAUAAAUCUGAUCGGAAAAUGUACAACUACCUGGCAUGAGAAAAACUUGCACUCUGCGUACCCCCUUAUACCCAUACCUUAUACUGUAUCGCGCGUAUCUUAACCGCAUUUCUUUCCUUGCAUUUAUUUGUUGUCCC